This is a messenger RNA of Protopterus annectens (West African lungfish), 438 nucleotides long. It is a transcript of the gene CCHR5.PART0H6orf120, whose product is annotated as chromosome chr5.part0 C6orf120 homolog. Lineage: Eukaryota; Metazoa; Chordata; Ceratodontiformes; Protopteridae. The transcript has 5 exons. The record is from RefSeq and is a predicted model, not a curated record.
AUGCAGCUUCUUGCGUUACACUUGGCAUUCACUGUACAUGCUUUGGAGGAUGAGGCUGUUCUUGAAGACUGGAUCCUCCUCCAUGUAGUCCAGGUUCAGAUUGGAGCUGGGAACUACAACUAUUUAUGACUAAACUCUUCUGGAAAGAUUAUACUUGAAAUGAAAAGUUUAAUGGGCAAUGCAGAUUUGUACUUUUCUGACACAACCCUGCAUCCCACCUUUGAUGAGUAUAAUUUACAGUCUAUGACAUGUGGAAAUUGUGAUUCAUUUGAUCUUUUGGAAUUUGUCCUCAGGAAUAAACAUGACCAGCUGAUAAUAAAUUCCACCACACCUUCUACUUGUCAAAGGGAGGCAGAGAAAAAGGAAGAUAUAAUUCUAGAUGACAUGUCAUUCCAGGAAGCGUUCUUGCAGUUCAUUGUGCAAGUCUUGACCUUAUGA